AUGGCGACCGCUCUUCACCAUUUCCAAAUUACCGAUCCAAACACGGCCUUACUGCUGAUACUGUUCUUCUUCCUAACUAUUCUAUUCCUAAUUAAGUUGCGGAAACGACACCGUUUUCCUCCGGGGCCCAAGGGUUUUCCGAUCAUCGGAAACAUGGGGAUGGUGAACAAGUUAACCCACCGCGGCCUGGCGGAGCUAUCCAAGGUGUACGGCGGCUUGCUCUAUCUGAAAAUCGGAAACGUCCACUCGAUAGCUGUGUCGACGGCGGAGAUGGCGAAGGAGGUCCUCAAAGUUCAGGACAUCGUCUUCUCCAACCGUCCAGCGACAAUCGCUAUACGCUACCUGACCUACGACCGGGCGGACAUGGCGUUCGCCCACUACGGGCCGUUCUGGCGCCAGAUGCGGAAGAUCUGCGUCACCAAGGUCUUCAGCCGCAAGCGCGCCGAGUCGUGGGCGUCGGUGAGGGAAGAAAUCCACGCGCUGAUCAAAUUCAUCGAUUCUAGGGUUUCCACUCCAAUCAAUUUGGGGGAAAUCGUUCUCGGAUUGACCAAGAACAUUACUUACCGAGCCGCAUUUGGAUCCGUGUCGCGAGACGGCCAGGACGAGUUCCUCAAGAUCAUGCAGGAAUUCUCGAAGCUGUUCGGAGCUUUCAACAUCGCCGAUUUCAUCCCUUGGCUUGGAUGGAUUAACGGUCAAGCUGCCUUCCAUCGCAGGCUGGAGAAGGCUCGCACUGCGCUCGAUGGAUUCAUUGAUAAAAUAAUCGACGAUCAUCUCCAGAAGAGGAAGAACAAGGCUUGCGGCGCGGAGGAGGAGGAGGAGGACGACAUGGUGGAUGAAUUAAUGGAGUUUUACAACGAAGAAGAUGAAGAUGAAGGUGAAGGCGAGGCGACUAAGAGUGAGUCAGUUUUAAGCAUUACCAGAGACAAUAUUAAAGCCUUAAUCAUGGACGUUAUGUUCGGAGGAACCGAAACUGUGGCGUCAGCAAUCGAAUGGGCAAUGGCGGAAUUACUGAAAAGCCCUGACGAUCUCAAAAGGGUUCAGCAAGAGCUGGCGUCCGUCGUCGGAUUUGAUCGGACGGUCCAGGAGUCGGAUCUGGAGAAGCUCACGUACCUCCGGUGUGUCGUGAAGGAGACGCUCCGCCUCCACCCUCCGAUCCCGCUGCUCCUCCACGAGACAGCCUCGGAAACCUCCAUCAACGGCUACAGAAUCCCCGCCGGCUCGCGCGUGAUGAUCAACGCCUGGGCGAUAGGCCGGGAACCGGGAGCCUGGACCGACCCGAACGUGUUCCGACCGGCCAGGUUUCUCGAGGGUGGGCCGGACUUCCAGGGCAGAGACUUCGAGUUCAUCCCGUUCGGGUCGGGUCGGAGGUCCUGCCCGGGGAUGCAAUUGGGGCUUUAUGCGUUGGACCUGACAGUGGCCAAUCUCUGCCAUUGCUUCAAUUGGGAGCUGCCGGAGGGGAUGAAGGCGGAGGAGCUCGACAUGAACGACGUCUUUGGGCUAACGGCGCCGAGAGCCGUCCAGCUUGUGGCGGUGCCGCGCCGCCGCCUCAGCUGCCCUAUGUCUUCUUAACAGUUUAUCAUUA
Messenger RNA from Andrographis paniculata, 1582 nucleotides. RefSeq names its product cytochrome P450 84A1-like. Gene Ontology annotation, molecular function: oxidoreductase activity, acting on paired donors, with incorporation or reduction of molecular oxygen; heme binding; monooxygenase activity. Bases 1 to 1569 code for a protein of 522 amino acids. Gene Ontology annotation, biological process: lignin biosynthetic process. The record is from RefSeq and is a predicted model, not a curated record. NCBI's taxonomy places the organism in Eukaryota, Viridiplantae, Streptophyta, Magnoliopsida, Lamiales, Acanthaceae. The transcript has 2 exons.